CAAUAACAUUAAUUAUACCAUAUGUAAUGACUCAAAAGUAAAUCUUUCAUGAUACCAUGGAAAUUUAUCCUCUAAUGCUACAUCAUUGAAUUAAUGUAAUCGUCUAUAUACUCGAUAUACAAAGCACCAAUAUAAAUAAAACUAAGACGUAAACGUAUCUAGAAUUAUAAUUACUGUAAAUAAUAUAUCUAUAAUUCUAUGAUAAAUUGUAAUAAGAUACCGUAAUUUUACGAAAUUUUUGAUUAUUUUUAACAUUUUUGUCUUUUUUUAUUAAUUUAUUAAAUCACGAGGCAACGCUCCAUGAUGUUAUGAAAAAAAAUUGAAUCGACUGCGUAUAGUUUAUAGUUCGUGCAAUCUGUUAAAUAAUAUUUUAUAUAUAUAUUAACGAUUUAAUAAUAUUUCGCGUACGUAAAAAAGAAAUAUAAUAUUUGAAUUGAAUUUUGGAACAUUGUAAGAAUUUAAAUGUUAAUGAAAAUGUUAAAUUUAUUUAAGUUACAACAAUUUAUAAUGUUUCUUCAGGACUGCAAAAAUGGGACACAUUAAUUAAAUCAUCGCACGUGACAUAAGUCAGUACGAAAUAUUUCUAUCAUUAGAUCUAUAAUAAUCCAUAAAGUUUAUCUUGAUGUUGUGUCCACGGUGUAAUUUACGUAUUUACAAUUAUACGAAUAUUUAAAUAAUAUAUCGAUAUAUAAGAGCUGUAAUAAAACAAUGUGAAAGCCUAUCAUCAAUCGUUACAUGUAUGUGCGUGUGUGCGCGUGUGUAUACAUAUACAUAUAUUGUUUUUUCUUUAUUACUUCAUGCUAUUAAAGAAAAAGACACGUCAGAUAAUAUAUCUCGGUGUAUAAUAUAAGCAUCGUAUUUCUGAAAUAGAAAUAAAGAACCAAAAAGAAAUAAUGCAUUACAGUUUAGUUUACACUAAUGCGGUCUUGAGAAGACCGCGUUCGAUACGAAAAAGACUGUACAAACUAUACAGUUUGAAAUGAGAUAGGAUGCAGUGCUAACAUUUAAAAAGUUUUAUUGGAAACUUAUCUAUAUCGUUUCAUCUAUCGAUAUUUUAAAUGAUGCCAAAUGAUAAAAUUAUAUUUGUUAACUUUCCACGAUGAUAAGAAUAUCGGCUAUUCUUGCCAAUUUUGUAGAUGAGACAAAGGUCAUGGCAAAAUGAAAUUUAUUAUCGGACAAUGAAAGUUUUAUCGUCUUAAGUGCUUCUCACGUUACUAAUGCGUGCCGAUUAAUUCAUCAUUCGUAUGUCAAUGAAGGUCAUUGAAUAUGAAAAUAAACGAAAAGUGGUAAAGUCAAUUCGUAAGAAAUUGAUGGUACAGAUUCCGUUCUAGAUUUCGUCCAGAAUACUGCGUUUCUUGAACAUUUAUAUUAAGAGAAUAAUUCAAACAAGGUUAUGUUCGCAAUUUUACUUCAUUCAUUUGAUUAAUUAAAUAGUGUUUGCAUCCUUGAUUGCGUGCUCGUUUAUGAAAGGAAGAUAGAAAUGUGAUAGUAUUGGCAAAGAUAAAGCACGCAAUCGAACCAGUUCAAUAUGUUUAUUGUUCGUUUAAUAAGGAUCUUUGUUAAAUAAUAAUAAUAAUCUUUUUUUUGUGUUAAUAUAUCAACAUCAUGAAAAUGAUAGUGUCGUUGACAUAAGAGCAUGCGCGAUCUUAUUUUUAGUAGCUCGAAUAUCGUGUAGUUAAUUAUAUUGAAUUCAGUGAAUACAUAUUGACACGCAACUGUGGACAUCGGUACAACCACUAUCAUUUUAAGUAUGCAUCAAAGUCUAGUCGAAGCCAGUCUGCAUUAAUGCUUCAUCUUCGACAGAGUUGCAUCUUUUUUAGAUUCGUGCGGUUAUGAUUACCAUUUAUUCGAUUAAAAAGUAUUGAUAUUAUAGCCAGUGGAAUAAAUUCUUUUUGCCAUAAUGAUACCUGGAAGAAUAUUAAUGUCUUCCUUUUUAUGGAAACAAUUUAAACAUCGUUUGCAGCCUAAACAGUUAAUCGCUAAACAAAAUAAGGCUGUUAUGCUAAUAUCUCCCAGAUUGUUAUCAACUUAUGAAGUUACAAAAAAUAUUAAAUUCAUUUCCCAAGAUAAUGAUCUUAAAAUAUUAAAAUAUUCAGUACAAAGUUCUAAUUCAUUAGAAAAACGACCUUUGCUAGUUUUGCUUUGUUGGCUUCUAGCUAAAGAAAAACAUAUUAUGAAAUUUGCUGAUCUGUAUUUACAACAAGGAUUUGAUGUUACAUUAGUAACAAUCACUCCAUGGCAACUUAUGUGGCCUGAAAAAGGUUCCAGGUUAAUUGCAGUAGAUUUGUUGACAUUUUUAUUAAAGAAUCAAGAUUAUCAACAAAUUAUCUUACAUGGAUUUUCUGUAGCUGGCUACAUGUGGGGCGAGGCUUUAACUUAUAUUCAUGCUGAUCGCGAAAAAUAUAACAAUGUUGUUGAUAGAAUUAUUGGUCAUGUAUGGGAUAGUGCUGCGGAUAUUAACGAAAUAGUUGUAGGCACACCACGUGCCAUUUUUCCUAAUAAUCCUUUGUUACAAUCUAUAAUACGAAAGUAUUUAAUCUAUCACAUGAAAGCAUUCUAUAAACAAUCUACACAGUAUUACCUUCGUUCUAGUCAGAUGUUUCAUACAAAUUUGAUACGGAGUCCAGCACUUAUUUUCGUAAGUAAUACUGAUCCUGUGGGUUUAGUAAGUAGUAACAUGAGAGUACGAGAUUCCUGGGAUUCCUUAGGUACAAAGACUUAUAUUAAAAUAUUUGAUGGAUCACCCCAUGUAGGACAUUAUCUAAAAUAUCCGAAAGAAUAUGUUGAAGAACUUAAUGCAUUCUUAGGAAUGUUAAACUUAAUCAAAGAUAAAGAUAAAAUCACAGCUCAAGGCUAAACUGAAAUAAAGCAUUGAAUAUAAAUAUUUUCAAUAUAUUUAUAUUCAUAUAUUCCUAUAUGAUAUAAAUGCACCAUUUAUCAUAAUUCAGUAUCCAUAUACGUAAUUAACUAAUAUCAAUUGUGCAUUAUCACAUAAAAACCUAAUUAAACAAAUCAGUAUGGUUGAAAAUUUUAAUUUUAUAUAAAUAAUCAUCUCAUUAAUGAGAUUGUAUAUUUUAUAUAGGGAAUAAAACGAUUUUGAUUAUUUAAGGUAGAAAUAAUA
Polistes canadensis is the source of this 3121-nucleotide messenger RNA. RefSeq lists its product as uncharacterized. Lineage: Eukaryota; Metazoa; Arthropoda; Insecta; Hymenoptera; Vespidae. Gene Ontology annotation, molecular function: serine hydrolase activity. The record is from RefSeq and is a predicted model, not a curated record. The transcript has 6 exons. The coding region runs from base 1901 to 2857 and encodes 318 amino acids.